GAACUCCAAUAACAUUACUUCCUAUUAUUAUUUGUUUUCCCUUUCGUGAUCGCGCUAUUCUCAUUUUUUUAUUUAGUAUAUCGCCACGUCAAGCUUUUCGCUUUGCGUCCGACAUCCUACACAAAAGUUCUUGCUUUCAACCCCUUCCCCCCCCCCACCCCCACUGCGACACAUCCUAACACUUAUUCACGUUUACACUCCUUAGUUGACCUCAUCCACAAACCUGCCGUUUCUAUCUCGCCCGUUUUUAUUUAUUCCACUGCAGUCUGCUUAUCUUAUCAAAAGAAAGGUGGUCAUCAAAAAGGAAAAACGAAGAGCACGUCACCACCGUCAGUAACCAUGUCUGAACUGAUCAAGAUCGAUGCCGGCUUCCAGAACUAUGCCUGGGGAAAGGAUGCGAAGUCGAGCUUCGUCGCCAAGAUGAAGGGCCUCUCGAAAGACACUUCUGGAAAGUUCUAUGCCGAGUUGUGGGUCGGCACGCACCCGAGUUGCCCCUCGAAGGUGGCUGGUGCCAACGGUGAGCUGCUGGACGACUUCCUCAAGAAGCCGGAGAACCAAAAGAAGUACUUCUCGCCUGCGCACCAGGGCAGCGACUUCCGCAACACGCUCCCGUAUCUGCUGAAGAUCUUGUCGAUUCGCACCGCCCUCUCCAUCCAGGCACACCCAUGCAAGAAACUCGCGGAGGAGCUGCACGCGAAGCUGCCAGACAAAUACAAGGACCCGAACCACAAGCCGGAGCUCAUCUGCGCCCUAACGCCCUUCGAGGCACUCUGCUGCUUUCGCCCUCUGAAGGCGAUCAUCGCCUUCUUGAAGAAGGUCCCCGAGCUGGCAAAGCUGGUGGAGGCGGAGGAGGUGCUCGGCAAGUACUGGACGGCGUCGGCCAACGAGCUCCCGGCCGCGGACAGCGGCGAGGAGAAGCACGCGCUGAAGGCGAUGAUGGAAAAGCUGUACGCCGUUCCCGCAGACGUGUGCACGACGGCGCUGCGGGCACACCUGAAGCGCGUGAAGGACGAGGGUGAGAAGUGCCCUGAGGACGAGGUCUUCGCACGGACGUACAGCCAGUACCCGGACGACGUCGGCUGCUGGAUGGUGUACUUCCUGAACUACGUGCAGCUCGUGCCUGGUCAGGGCCUCUUCCUGUCCGACAGCGAGCCCCACGCGUACAUCAGUGGCGAGGGCGUCGAGAUCAUGGCGUGCAGCGACAACGUUGUGCGUGCCGGCCUCACGCCCAAGUGGAAGGACGUGCACACCCUCAUCAACAUGCUGAAGUACGACACAACCGGCCUCGACUCGGCCCGCCAUGAAAAGAGCACAAAGGAAGAUGAGGCGAAGUGGCAGGUGCAGCUCUAUCAGCCACCGAAGCAGUUCCCGGACUUCUCCCUGUAUCGGCUGCAGUACAACCACGGCUCCGGCCACGGCACGACUACCGUCACGCUGCCCACCAUCGGCCUCGGCUUCUGCGUGGAGGGCACGGCGAAGGUGAACGGUGUGGAGGUGAAAGCAGGCGACUGCUUCGCGGUGCCCUACGGCAAGAUGACGUGCCAGGCGGAAGGAAAGAACUCGUUGGUGUUCGUGGCGUCGACCAACGAUCUCAGCCACUGCAAGAGCGCGCUGUAG
Leptomonas pyrrhocoris is the source of this 1617-nucleotide messenger RNA. RefSeq names its product putative Phosphomannose isomerase. The transcript has a single exon. The record is from RefSeq and is a predicted model, not a curated record. Lineage: Eukaryota; Euglenozoa; Kinetoplastea; Trypanosomatida; Trypanosomatidae. The coding region runs from base 340 to 1617 and encodes 425 amino acids. Gene Ontology annotation, molecular function: mannose-6-phosphate isomerase activity; zinc ion binding. Gene Ontology annotation, biological process: carbohydrate metabolic process; GDP-mannose biosynthetic process. Gene Ontology annotation, cellular component: cytosol.